Messenger RNA from Owenia fusiformis, 333 nucleotides. NCBI's taxonomy places the organism in Eukaryota, Metazoa, Annelida, Polychaeta, Sabellida, Oweniidae. The record is from the annotation of a GenBank genome assembly.
GGCGAAGAAAGAAAUCGAUUACCCUUUCAAAGUCAAUUGAGUUGGAAAAAGAGAACAUUGAUAAGCAAAUGAAAGUGGCCAACAAACUUAUAGAGGAUGAAACAUCAGAAGAAGGAAGUAUCGGCCUUAAAGUUAUCAAAACAUACGUUUAUGGUGGUGGUUAUCUGUGUUUCUUCUGGGUGUGUCUAUCAGUGUUGGUGUACACUGGCUCACAGGUAUAUGCGAAUGUUUGGCUAAGUGCAUGGACCGCCGAUCCAUUGGUGAAUGGAACAAGACCUAAACAGGAUACAGAUUAUCGCCUGGCUGUAUAUGGGGUUUUAGGACUUGUCCAAA